UGUGAAUCUGAGUGCUUCUUUUACUUUUUCAGAUUCCAAAUGAGAGUAUACAUUUUCCUGUGUUUGAUGUGCUGGGUAAGAUCUGAGAAUAAAAGACCAUGCAUUGAAUUCUCUCAUCUAAGUGUAAAGGAUUCCUUAAAAGAUUUGUUUAUUCCCAGAUUAAAGAUAGUUCUGAUGAUGUAUACAAGAAACAACCUGAACUGUGCUGAGCCACUUUUAGGGCUCAAUAACUCACUCAAUGUUAAUUUCAACACACAAAAGAAAACAGUCUGGCUGAUUCAUGGAUACAGACCAAUGGGCUCCACUCCAUCAUGGCUUUCAAAUUUUGUAAGGAGUUUAUUGCAUAAAGAAGAUAUUAAUGUAAUUGUAGUAGACUGGAACCAUGGUGCUACAACUUUUAUUUACAACAGAGCAGUUAAAAACACCAGAAAAGUUGCUGAGGCUUUGACUGAGUACAUUCAAUAUCUUUUGACACAUGGAGCAUCUCUUGACAAUUUUCACUUCAUAGGCAUGAGCUUGGGAGCUCAUAUUAGUGGUUUUGUUGGAAAGAUAUUUCAUGGUGGACUUGGAAGAAUAACAGGUCUUGAUCCUGCUGGGCCAAAAUUUACUGGAAAGCCAUCAAAUAGUAGAUUAGAUUACACUGAUGCAAAAUUUGUAGAUGUCAUCCAUUCUGAUGCCAAAGGUUUAGGUAUCCAAGAGCCAUUGGGACAUAUAGAUUUUUAUCCAAAUGGAGGAAAAAAACAACCUGGAUGUCCUAAGUCAAUUUUUUCAGGAUUGGAAUACAUUAAGUGUGACCACCAGCGAGCAAUUCACUUGUUCAUGGCAACUUUGGAAACAAACUGCAUUUUUGUUUCAUUUCCUUGUUCUUCAUACAGAGAUUACAAGGCUAGUUUAUGUGUGGACUGUGGCAGCUUUAAGAAAAACUCAUGUCCUAGGCUAGGUUAUGAAGCUGAGCUAUGGAAAAUUGGCAUGAAAGGAAGAGUGGAAGGAUGGCCUCAUAGGACCAUUGUGUAUUUGGAUACUAGUAGUGCAAGUCCAUUUUGUACUUAUUAUUUUGUUCUCAGUGUAGUUGCUGUGGGUGAAGCUAUGAGUGAUGGCUAUAUUUCAUUUAGAUUAUUAAACCAACUUGGAACCAUUGAAAAUCCAAGGCUCUAUGAGAAGAGCAAACCAUUUUAUAGACUUCAAGAAGUCAAUAUUCUUGCUCAAUUUUUCACUGAUGUUGUAAAUAUUUCAAGCAUUGGUUUGACGUAUUUCCAGACCUCAAAUAUACAAUGUUCCACAUGCAACUACAGGAUCCAGAGUCUCAUGUUAAAAUCACUCACGUACCCAGAAAGAGGACUCCUUGUCCUCAUGGUAGUGAUGAACAUGUUCACCAAAGAAUUCAURUCUCCAUCAAUAACACCCUUGUGA
Urocitellus parryii (Arctic ground squirrel) is the source of this 1410-nucleotide messenger RNA. The record is from RefSeq and is a predicted model, not a curated record. NCBI's taxonomy places the organism in Eukaryota, Metazoa, Chordata, Mammalia, Rodentia, Sciuridae.